AGUGCUGUCACCAGGAGAGAUAAAGGUGGGCUGCGACGAUCACGUGGCCAGGUGGAAGGGGGUCGCUGUAGGCGAGGCCUUUCCGAGCCGGACCGGGAGACAAAAUGUCAUCACGUUUUUUGUCAAAACCACUGGCUUCUGGAGAAAAACUAAAGAAUGAGUCCACCAAAAAACAAGGGCCAUAUAAGAUCUUUUUCAAAGAUCUCUUUCUUUUCAAAGAAAAUGAAAUGGCAGAAAGGAAAAAGGAAAAAUUCUUGAACCACAGCAAGAAAAUCCACCAAAAGUCUACGUUUUCAUCACGAAUGAAGAGCCGUUCACACCUGAGCCAGAUAGCGUUCCGCACUGACACGGGGGCUGGCUCGUUUGAGAAGUUCAUGCUGGACCCGGCUCUUAUUCUCAGAUUACAGGAUGGUGCAGACACAAAAAGGAAUAUCCAUGAAUUCAUUAGCGACCAGAGAAACAGGUUUCUGCUCGAGUACACGCUGUCCACCAAAAGGAGCACCAUCACCAAGUUCGAGAAGUGCAUGGAAACGGAGGAGCAGCAGAUCCUGAAAGCAGAGACGAAGCUCCAGGACGACGCGCUCGCCUUCGAAGAGUUCCUGCGAGAAAACGACCGGCGAUCUGUGGACGCCCUGAAAGUGGCAGCCCAAGAGACUGUGAACAAACUCCACAUGACGGCUGAGCUGAAAAAAGCGAGCCUGGAGGUGCAGGCAGUGAAAAGUGAAAUAUCAAAAGCAGAAUUCCUUUUGAAAGAGUACAUGAAAUACGGACUUUUUCUGCUGAAAUUGUCUCCAAAGCAAUGGCAGAUCCAGCAAGCACUGAAAAGGGUACAGGUGUCAAAGAGUAAAGAAAAUAUGGAUGGUGGUCUCCCCAAAAUAUCAACAAAAUUAAAUGCAAGGAUGGGAGAGGGCAGUGCUGAGGACGUCAGAAAGACAUCGACUUUGGAUGACUACUCCUUGGGAACAGGCAACCAAGGAAAACCACGCAAGGAGUCCGCUCGCGCCGUGGAGAAAAGCAAGACGUCCAUAUCAAACAGAUCUGCAAGUGUAAGUUCGGAAGACAGUUUAGAUGAGGAGUUGGACUACGAUCUGGAGCCAGAGCUUUAUUUCAAAGAACCAGAAGAGCUGCUUCAAGUCCUCCAAGAGUUGGAAGAGCAGAAUCUUACUUUGGUCCAAUAUUCUCAGGAUGUAGAUGAGAAUCUUGAAGAUGUGAAUAAAAGAGAGAAACUCAUACAGGAUAAAAUAAAUAGCAACAUAGAGUUUCUUUUAGAGCACAAGGAAAUGCUUAAGGCCAACUGUCUGAGAGAAGAGGAAAAAGCAGCGGAACUGGAAUUAAGGUCCAGGCUGUUUAAUUUUGGAGAAUUUAAUUCAGAAGCCCAGGAAAAACUGAUAGACUCUCUUAGUAAAAAAAUUAAUCAAGUGUACAAAGUCUGCAUCGGAGAUGGUGAGGUUGGCAGCCUCAACGCAGUCCAAAAGCUAGUAAAGAUAGAGUCUCGCCUGGUGGAACUGAGUGAUCUCAUUGAAACCAUUCCCAAAGAGAAUGUGGAGGCAAUUGAGAGGAUAAAACAGAAAGAACGACGGCAAAAGUUGCGUGAAGAGAAAAUGAAAGAAAAACAAAGACACCAAGAAGAAAGGCUGAGAGCUGCCCUGGAAAGAGCAGUAGCACAACCAAAGAAAAAGCUGGGAAGACGACUUGUCUAUCGUUCAAAACCUCCAUCUGGUAACAAACAAGAACUACUUUUAGUCCAGGCUACAACAACAAGAUCAAUAGAGGAGGAGUAUUUUUUCACUUGAAUAGGAGCAGUAAGACAGCAGCACAAUGUUUAAGCACAUUGUACAGAUUUGGGUUCACAGUAAUGGCACUACUCUGUGCCAUGUGCUGGCCUAACCAAUUUGAGAAAGACAUGCUGUUGUUCUGAAGGUUACAGGAUUGGAAAUGGAAGUUAUUUCCUUUUGUUGAAGGCUUUUAUUACCCAUGGCCUAGAUAUUAUUCUAAACAUUUUAGAGCUAUACUUUGAGCUGUCCCAGUUGGGAAUACACAUCCAAAGUUACUUUACUGAUGUAACUAUACACUGAAUGGCCACUAAAUUGCAAUAGUGGCAUUCUCUGACAACAUGAGACUUUAAAUGAUCUAUUUUUCCCAACCAAUCUACAGGAAAGUUCAUAGUAUACAUUUCAUCACUGUGGAGUAUGUGGAGUAUACAUUUUAAUAAUGUACAACUCUAAAACAUGUGAAGGGUUUCUGAGGAGUUUAAAAUGCAAAUGAAAACCACUAGGUUAUAUUCUCAGAACAUAACUAUGGGAAUGAUUUGUAAUUCACAUUAAGCAAUACUAUUCAGAAACUUCAUUCUCUUAAGUGAACCAACCAUGUCUUCAGCCUACAUAUCAGUUCACAAUUUGUUGUGCUCUAUAUCUGUAAGCAACUUUCAGGUGAUGUUUCGUUUUAGCUAUAAUAUGUGUAUACUAUUAAGCUUACAUGUAAUUUGUCUACUAAAAUAAUACAUUAUUAUAUGUUAAGUCUAGGAAAACAUUUAACUUUAUACAUGUCAAAAAUGGCUCAAAAUAACUAAAAAAAAACAGUUGCUUUUAAAAGGUCUGUUAAUAUAUAAUUACAAGAAAAGGGCUGAGAUUCACCUUUGUAAACAUUUAUAAGGCAUAUAAAUAACUUUCCUUUAUAGAUAAAAAUAAGAGUAUUGAGUUUACUAAAGAAAACCAAUUCGAGCAAAGCUGGGUGGCUUUUAGGGUAUUACUUUCGUAGAUAAUCUUUCAAAU
This is a messenger RNA of Artibeus jamaicensis (Jamaican fruit-eating bat), 2771 nucleotides long. It is a transcript of the gene CCDC38, whose product is annotated as coiled-coil domain containing 38. The record is from RefSeq and is a predicted model, not a curated record. NCBI's taxonomy places the organism in Eukaryota, Metazoa, Chordata, Mammalia, Chiroptera, Phyllostomidae. Gene Ontology annotation, cellular component: centrosome. The coding region runs from base 105 to 1793 and encodes 562 amino acids. The transcript is spliced from 16 exons.